Trichoplusia ni (cabbage looper) is the source of this 510-nucleotide messenger RNA. Its product is annotated as fatty acid-binding protein 2-like. The coding region runs from base 41 to 442 and encodes 133 amino acids. Gene Ontology annotation, biological process: fatty acid transport. The record is from RefSeq and is a predicted model, not a curated record. NCBI's taxonomy places the organism in Eukaryota, Metazoa, Arthropoda, Insecta, Lepidoptera, Noctuidae. Gene Ontology annotation, molecular function: fatty acid binding. Gene Ontology annotation, cellular component: nucleus; cytosol. The transcript has 4 exons.
CAAAUUUGUCUUCAGUCUGUUCACGGAUCUCUAAGUCAACAUGUCUUUCGUCGGCAAAACCUACACCUUCGUCAGUCAGGAGAACUUCGACGGUUUCUUGAAGGCCGUCGGUGUCCCAGAGGACAAGAUUGCCCUCCUGAACAAGUUCACCCCCAGCCAGAGGUUGGAGAAGAACGGAGACUCGUACACUUACUUCACAUCCACCGAGUCUGGCCCCAAGGAAACCACCUUCAAAUCUGGAGUUGAAUUCGACGACACCAUUGGAGCUGAUAACACCCCCAUCAAGAACAAAUACAUCGUCGAAGGUAACAAGGUUACUCAGAUCAUCAGCGCUGACAAGGGAUCCGCCACCUUCGUCCGUGACUACGAUGGAGACAACCUCACAGUGACCAUCACCAGCACCAUGUGGGACGGCGUUGCCAAGCGAUUCUACAAGGCCUAAGUUUAAGUGUUUAGUUAUGAAUUAAUUUAUUUUUGGUACUGAUUAAAAAUUUUGUAAUUUAAUAGGUA